This is a messenger RNA of Neurospora tetraspora, 3129 nucleotides long. RefSeq lists its product as uncharacterized. Gene Ontology annotation, cellular component: membrane. The record is from RefSeq and is a predicted model, not a curated record. Gene Ontology annotation, molecular function: ABC-type transporter activity; ATP hydrolysis activity; ATP binding. Lineage: Eukaryota; Fungi; Ascomycota; Sordariomycetes; Sordariales; Sordariaceae. The transcript has 2 exons. Gene Ontology annotation, biological process: transmembrane transport. Bases 1 to 3129 code for a protein of 1042 amino acids.
AUGGCCCAAGACAUACCCCAAGAAAUACCACAAGACGUGGUUGACGACAUGACGACACCUACCAAAAUCGCGCUCUUCUCCAUGCUCGACUCUAGUAUUCGCAGCGGAGCAUUUCAAGACCCUUUCUACCCAGUGGACGCUGUCGAUGGUCCACGCUUCCUCGACACAGAGGCCUGUCUUUGCCAACUUCGACCAGAACCCGUAAAGGGCGGCACGGUAUGGUGGCAGUGUGUUGGAAACCAGUUCACCAUAACAGACACGGGAGGAAAGUGGUUCCAAGCUAAGAAUGUUGAUGGACUCAAGCUCGACACCAACAGCACUCUGGGUCCCAUUUACGAUGCAUCAUAUCCUCCAGACUCGGCAGAAGGGUUCGAAUGGGAUGACAACCAGCAACAACUUACGAUAACGGGAGAUCGGACACCAGGUCUCAGUGUGUGGGAUACCGCCUGCACAGCGGAGAACAACACCCUCUUCUCGACCACACUUUAUCGUGCGGCCGCCGAGAAGCAGGCCAACCAGACACCGGUCGAUGCGGCACCGUGCUGGAGACCCGGAGCGAUUCCCAUCCAAAUACAGGACUAUAAAGACUGGCAAGAGCAUGGGUGUAAAGAUGGGUUCCUUUGUUCAAACAACACCGUCAACUCACUACCACAGUACUGUCCUCCCGUCACCGAAUGCCAGCUUGCCAGACUAGGGGGCAUCGCCUGCGAACUGAAUGGCGCCAGUAUCGGCAUGGGUCCUUUUGAGCCCGUCGUCUGCCAGGCUGGAUGGUACUGCCCUCGGGAAGAAAAGGGGAUGGUCACCCUCAAGUGUCCAUCUGGCCAUUACUGCCAGGCGGGCGCAGUUACACCCACGCCAUGCGCGGUUGGGAGCUGGUGCCCAGAAGGGUCUCUGUUUGAACGUUAUCUUAUCCCCAUUGUCCUUGUCAUAGUUAUUGACGUCAUCCUUGGUAUGGUCGAUCUCGGUAUCCGCAAGAGACGCCGCAACGCGUCCUCCGGAGCCAUUCAACAGGACAGCUACGUAGCUGUCAUUGGCGGCUACAAGCAGGUUGCGGAGGAACGCCAUGAGGAAGUCGACUAUGAGACGGCACUGCGGAGACGAACCAAGCGUCAAGACACCUUUAGGGGUCUCGGCGAUCAGAUACACGAGCAAGCGCCUCCUCUUCGUCGUGAAAAGACCGUCCGCCACCACCUUGACCCAGAUAUAUCGCCUUCUGCCAGAGCCUUCGUCGACUCGAUGCGCAGAGCCACUUCUGCUUCCGAGUUUGGUCUGUCGUUUGGCUACAAUCAACUGACCUUUGCACUCAAGAACAGCAAGAGGCCAAUUCUCCAGAACGUCACUGGAUCUAUCAACAGCGGAAGCCUUACGGCAGUAAUGGGUGGCUCAGGCGAUGGCAAGUCAACCUUCAUCAACGUUCUCAUGGGCAAGACGCAGUACACUAAAGGCAGCGUCACCGUCAACAACAUCCCUGGGGAGCUCAAGCAGUACAAGAAGCUUAUUGGUUACGUGCCUCAGGACGAUAUUGUCUUGCCUGAGCUCACCGUCUAUGAGAACAUCAUGCACUCGGCCAAGAUUCGGUUGCCGCGUACCUGGAGCAAAUCCGACAUCGAAACUCAUGUUAACGCCGUUAUCGACUGUCUGGAACUCUCCCACGUACGUGACAGCUUGGUUGGCAGCGUUGGGAAGCCUGUCAUUAGCGGUGGUCAGCGCAAGCGUGUGAGCAUCGGUAUGGAGUUGGCGGCUGCUCCCAUGGCCAUCUUCCUGGACGAGCCAACCUCCGGUCUCGAUGCGACUUCAGCGAGGUCCAUAAUGAGUACACUCAAGGCUCUUGGAAGACUCGGUAUUACCGUUAUAGUCAUCAUCCAUCAGCCGCGAGUGGAAAUCUUUGAGAUGUUGGACGACAUGAUCCUCCUAGGAAAUGGACAACAGAUCUACGAAGGGCCUCAGAGUCAAGCCAAGACCUUCUUCGAGCAGAUGGGUUUUGUGUUCCCUCCUGGAGCCAACUGCAGCGACGUCAUUACCGACAUCAUCACAGGAAACGGUCGGCCGUACAAGAAGGACGGAGAUGUAUCCAAAGAAGCUCUCAUUGGCCACUGGGCUAAAGGCUCCAGGGUGAGCAUCCUCACUGAAGAAGACGAGGACAGGUCCUGGCAACGUGCCCACUCCCGAAACCCCUCUGACACCACCCUUGUCGGUAAUGAAAGCAGCGACACCGACACAUCCCGCCACAAUCGAUCUUCUCUUAUGUCCAUCAGCAAGCUCAAAGCUAUCUUGAAGGAUCGCGGCGCUCCUCGUUGGCGACAAACCCUGCUAUGUCUAUCCCGCUCUAUCCUUCAGCAAUACCGUGCCCGCUCCAACUAUUGGUUCGAAAUGGGUCUCAACGCGCUUGCCGGCUCCUUGCUCGGUCUUGCCCAACAGCCGAAGAAUGGCGCCUUUUUCCGAGGCCAGUACCACAAACCAUACGAAAUCCUGUCUCUCAAAGCAGACUAUGCCGCGGCCCCGCAGAUGGAAAUGCUCAACACGUUGGCCAUUGCCUUUUCCAGUGCCGCGCCAGGUGUCAAGGUCUUCUCCGAGGAGAUACUCGUGUACCGUCGUGAGGCAGAGGCCGGGCACUCUCGAGUGGCAUACUUCUUUGCAAAGACGGUCAGUGUCCUUCCAAGGAUGACACUGGCUUGCUUACACUUCUCUGCCCCGUUGUUUUUGGUGAGCGUGCCUGUCAUUCCGUUCUGGACGGCGUUCUUGGCCAACUUGCUGUAUAUGUAUUGCAUCUACGGGCUGGCUAGCUGCCUGAGCAUGGUGGUGAGACGGAAGGAUGCGCCACUGGCUGCGACGAUGUUCAUUAUCAUUGUCGGCAUCUUGAGCGGUGCGGCGCCGAGCUUGAAGCAGGCCAAGGAGUGGCACGUUGAAUGGCUGUGGAGGGCCGGGCCGGGCGUGUGGCUCGGUGAGCUGUACUUCGGCCAGUUGGUCAGGCCGUUUGGGUAUCUGUAUGAUGUCCAAAUUGCUUCUGAAGAGACGGGAUAUGAACUGGAUCGGAAGUGGCCCAACAUCCUGGUCAUGCUGGGCAUUGGGACGGUGCAUAGGUUGUUGGCUUUUGUAGGGUUGAUUUGGGGUGGGAAGUUGAGGGUAUGA